AUGUCCACGACAGAUAAUUCACGAUCGAUUGCCCCCGAGCUGACCGAUGCCGAUGUCCUCCGCGUUUGGAAUGCAUGUCGAUUUGUGAAAAUGGGAUGGUUCUCUGCCCAGGAGGCUAUGACCUUUAUGGACCUGUUCUUCGAAAAUAUGGCACCGUUAUCGCCUGUCCUCACAGACUUUUUUGCCUCGCAUAAAAAUCAAUACUAUCUAGUAACCCAGGAACCAAUGCUCUGCUACACUAUACUCAUGAUCUCCUCUCGAUACCACACUCUUCCUGGAGUGGGCGGAUAUUCUCGCUCAUUCUUCAUUCAUCAUCGCCUAUGGCAACAUUGCCAACACUUGCUUCUUCGGAUUACUCUCGGACAGGAGAAAAUCUCGAAAGCAAAAACACGCACUAUAGGAACCGUUGAAGCAUUACUGCUCAUGUCUGAAUGGCAUCCACGAGCAUUACAGUUUCCACCGGAGACGGAUGGAUGGGAUUCAGAUUUCCUCAUGACAAACCCGGACAUCAGAGAUCCGCCUUCUUUAAAUGAGGAUAUCCCAGUAUCUUCCAGAUGGCGGGAAGAUGUCGUUGAACCCACGAAGCGGUUUGAACGUAUGUCUUGGAUGGUCCUCAACUCAGCCUUGGCUCUUGCCCAUGAGCUCGGUGUGUUCGACUCGACUGCUCGACUCGCCAGGCAAGAUGAUCUGGUUGGUCUUGAUGCUGAACGAUAUCUUGAAUACCUCGAGGUGCGGCGACAAAGGUUGCCGAGCCUGCUAUUCACGUUCAUCAAUGCUUUAUCUUCACGGAUAGGUUGUACCUCGCCAAUGCCAUCUGAUGUCGGGAUCUCUAUGCCGGAAACGCGAACAUCUUUGCAGUCCAUUGAUAGAGACUGGUUAUUGUUUAUGAAUGCCUGGAUUGAACUUAUGAAAUUGACCAGCUCGGUCACGGAUACUCUCUUCCCACUCAUGAAUGUUUCCAGUUUGACUGGAUCAUCAGAUACAUUCAUCCCUGUGUUGGAGCGGAAACAAGUUCUGUUGGCGAGUUGGCAACAAAGAUAUCUCAAUAUCCCAGACUCGAGCUUUCCCUUCACUGAUACUCUAUUCAUCGAAUAUCAACAUCUACGCAUCCUCACGAACUCCAUCGGAAUGCAAAGGAUCGUCCAACGAGUCCUCCACAACCAAACCCAGCCACGAUCACGAAGGGAUUCAGUCAUCGAUUUCUCUUUCAUCGAACGCGCAAGACAAUUAAAUAUGACAGCAAGAGAAUACGGCUUCAUCGAAGAAGUAAUAGACGGCUGCUGCCAAACCCUCGACAAGAUAACUCUCUUGGGUGGAUCCUUACACUUUUCACCAAUGAGAAUACUCUUCCGAACAAUAAGUGCGUCAAUAUUCCUAAUGAAAGCCCUGGCUUUAGGAGUACGCAAUUCAAAACUGCAGGAAGCACUCCAGAUCCUCGACCGGACCAUCGCCACACUGCAGGAUAGCAAUCAGGACGAUGUGCAUUUGAAAUCCCGCUAUGCGGCUCUUUUGCAAGUGCAGGUCACGCGCCUGCGAGAGAGCUUGGUCUCUUCGUACUCCGGGAUCGGGAAUGAUCUGCUUUCUCCUGAUUCGUAUGGAAAUAUGUCGGCUAUGGAUCUGAGGGGUUUCUCUGAUGUUACUAUGAAUGACUGGCUAUCUUUACCUUUGGAUCCUUCUAUGGCGCCGUUUGGGUCUGCGGAAGGUGAUUUUGGGGUUCGGUUGGAUGGUGUCGAUUUGGAUUUGGAUUUCUUGUGGCAAUUACCUCCAUGA
This is a messenger RNA of Penicillium arizonense, 1770 nucleotides long. Its product is annotated as transcription factor domain-containing protein. The transcript is spliced from 3 exons. The record is from RefSeq and is a predicted model, not a curated record. Gene Ontology annotation, biological process: positive regulation of transcription by RNA polymerase II; aromatic amino acid catabolic process. Gene Ontology annotation, cellular component: nucleus. Gene Ontology annotation, molecular function: DNA-binding transcription factor activity, RNA polymerase II-specific. Bases 1 to 1770 code for a protein of 589 amino acids. NCBI's taxonomy places the organism in Eukaryota, Fungi, Ascomycota, Eurotiomycetes, Eurotiales, Aspergillaceae.